This is a messenger RNA of Salarias fasciatus (jewelled blenny), 870 nucleotides long. It is a transcript of the gene adi1, whose product is annotated as acireductone dioxygenase 1. The transcript is spliced from 4 exons. The record is from RefSeq and is a predicted model, not a curated record. NCBI's taxonomy places the organism in Eukaryota, Metazoa, Chordata, Actinopteri, Blenniiformes, Blenniidae. Bases 61 to 600 code for a protein of 179 amino acids. Gene Ontology annotation, molecular function: acireductone dioxygenase [iron(II)-requiring] activity.
ACAAGUUGAAGGGUGCUCGCCUUACCUGACCGUGUCGACGUCUGCGGGUUGAUCUCCGGCAUGGGUAUCGAGGCAUGGUACAUGGACAGCUCUGAUGAGGACCAGAGGAAGCCCCACCGACUGCAGCCGAACCAGGCGGUGUCCCUGGAAGAGCUGAAGCAGCUCGGGGUCUGUUACUGGAAGCUGAAUGCUGAUAUCUAUGAGAAUGAUCCAGCUCUGAAGCAAAUCCGUGAAGACCAGGGUUACUCCUACAUGGACAUCAUAACCAUCAAGAAGGACACACUGCCAAACUAUGAGGAGAAGUUGAAGAUGUUUUUUGAGGAGCACCUCCACCUGGACGAUGAGAUCCGUUACAUCCUGGACGGCCAGGCCUACUUCGACGUCAGGGACAAGAAGGACCAGUGGAUCAGAAUCGCCAUGUCCAAGGGAGACCUCAUCACCCUGCCGGCCGGCAUCUACCACCGCUUCACCCUGGAUGAGACGAACUACACCAAGGCCAUGAGGCUGUUUGUGGGGGAGCCGGUGUGGAAGGCUUACAACAGACCCGCCGACGAGUAUGAGAUCCGUCAGAAGUACGUGGCGUCGCUGCAGGGCUCCUGAGAACCCAGAGGGUCGCUGCUUAACACCUCAUGUGACUGAGGAAAGCCCAACGAUCAAAAAUUUUAGAAAGCUCCGAGAGUGAUUACAAAACAGCAACACUUCACAGGGAUGCAUUUUACUAUUAACUUAGACAAUCAGAGCUGUUUCCAAUGACUUAACAAAAAAAAAAAAAAGAAAAUUCCAUAUUUUAAACUGCAUCCACUAAGGAUGUGACACCUGUUAGUGAGAGGAACACACCUGCUCAGGACUGUUAUGGUAGCAAUAGAGAAU